Molecule: messenger RNA, 4027 nt
Organism: Cotesia glomerata
Lineage: Eukaryota; Metazoa; Arthropoda; Insecta; Hymenoptera; Braconidae
Gene: Frl
Product: formin-like protein
Exons: 14
Coding region: 640-3951 (1103 amino acids)
Biological process (GO): regulation of cell shape; cell migration; cortical actin cytoskeleton organization
Cellular component (GO): cytosol
Molecular function (GO): small GTPase binding; actin filament binding
Source: RefSeq, a predicted model, not a curated record
ACAAUAAACUAGUGAAACAUCCUCCAGUCUGGAUCCGCACCCGUUUUCAUAACUAGCACUAGCACUUUCGUUUGUAUUAUUAUUACCAGUCGCAUCACAGCCCAGUGUCGAGUGUUCAGUGUUCAGUACAGUUUACAGUGUCCCGAUAAUUGCAUGGUGCAUUAACAAACAAUCCGGGUGUGCGCGUGUGUCCUGUGAGUAGAGCCUCCCAGUAAAAAAUAAUUACAACAAUAAAGCAACAGUACAAAUAUAAAAAUAAAAGUGUUUUUGUUUUUAAAGUGAAGAAAAAAUAAAUAAAAAACAAAAAUGCCCGGCAUUAAUCACGUGGACAUUUUUUAAACAAAAUUAAACCCUAAUGGCGAUAUUUAUUUUUAAAUAUGAAUAAUUUAAAAUUAAUAUUAUACAUGAGCAAGAGCAUCAAUGAACCCCGGAGCGUGACUGACAUUUUCACUUAGCUUGUGCGGAGAGAGUAUGGAGGAGUAUUGUAUGGAUAUGGAGAUUACUAAAUAUAAACUGAUAGAGAUUAAAGCAAGGAGGAAAAUAAAAAUCUAGAAGAAAUGCUUGAGAUUAUAAAUAAUAUUUAUAUUUAUUUUUAGUUAAUUUAAAAUUAAAAAUAAAAAAUUAAAUAGAAAGACAACAAUGGGUUUGGGUCAGAGUCGCGAUGCUAAUCCUGAUAACGGAGAGGCUUCUGACGAUGGAAUGCGGGACGGAUUGGGCAUCGGGAUCAAGAGCAGCGGUCAUCACCAGCACCAGUAUCGAUACUGUCAGACGCCGACUUUGGGCACUGGGAGUCUCGGUGGACCACCUCCGCACACCAGGAGCGGGAGUGUUAGGUCCACUCCGAGACAACCCAUGCCCGAUACCAUUGAACUCGAGAGACGUUUCACUAAAGUCCUUGCAUCAAUGGAUUUACCACCCGACAAAGCAAAGCUUUUGAAGCAAUACGACAAUGAAAAGAAGUGGGAUAUCAUAUGUGAUCAAGAAAGAGUUCAAGCUAAGGAUCCACCCUCACACUAUCUUGCCAAAUUGAGAACUUAUUUGGAUCCUAAAGCAUCUAGAAGUCAUCGAAAGAGAAAAAUGGUCGGUGAAUCAACGUCAACUCAAGUUCUUCGAGAUCUGGAGAUAUCACUAAGGACAAAUCAUAUCGAAUGGGUCAGAGAAUUUUUGGACGAAGAAAACCAAGGCCUAGAUGCGCUGAUAGAUUACUUGAGCUUCCGAUUACUGAUGAUGCGACACGAGCAGCGGGCGAUGGAAAUCCGAACGGAGUCGGAGGAGAAAAUCCAAACAAGUGGUGUAAUUGAGAACGUGUCACUUAAUAAUGGCUGUCUACGGCCACCUCUACACGAGCUAAAAGACAGUCCAAGUGUUAAACGACGUUCGAGACAUGUAGCCAAACUUAACAUGGGUGAAGCUAAGGAUGACAUUCAUGUUUGUAUACUUUGUAUGCGUGCUAUUAUGAAUAACAAGUACGGCUUCAACAUGGUCAUCCAGCACAGGGAAGCUAUUAAUUGUAUAGCACUUAGCUUAAUCCACAAAAGUUUGAGAACAAAAGCCCUCGUACUAGAAUUACUAGCGGCUAUUUGUCUGGUUAAAGGCGGCCACGAGAUUAUUCUGUCGGCGUUUGAUAACUUCAAGGAAGUUUGCUUGGAAAAAAAGCGCUUUGAAACUCUGAUGGCGUACUUCACCCAGUACGACAAUUUCCACAUUGAGUUUAUGGUAGCGUGCAUGCAGUUUGUAAAUAUUGUCGUCCACUCGGUCGAAGAUAUGAAUUUUCGAGUCCACCUGCAGUACGAAUUCACCAAUCUUGGCCUCGAUGAGUAUCUGGAAAAAUUACGACACACUGAAAGUGAAGAUUUGCACGUUCAAAUCUCAGCUUAUCUGGAUAAUGUAUUUGACGUAGCAGCUCUUAUGGAAGACAGCGAAACUAAAACGGCUGCGCUAGAAAAAGUUGCUGAACUAGAAGACGAACUUGGACAUGCCCACGACAGGAUGACAGAAUUGGAAAGAGAAUCACUAUCAAAAUUGGCAGAACUAGAGACUGAACUGGGUGCGAUAAAAGUAGAAUACGUUGACGCUCUCGACGCUCGCCGAUUAGUAGAAGAAGAGCUGACGGCUCUUAAAAGACAAAAACAAGAUUCUGCGAGACGACAGAGCGUUCUCGAGAGCAAGAUAAUAGAGCUUGAAACCCUUACGGGGACACUUACCAAAGGCUCGACAGUUGCUAGUCUAUCUAAUGGAACCGCGGGGUUAUCAGCGGCCACGUCACCGACCUCCGAGAAUGUAGUUUCGUCGACAGUAUCAAUGUCUCCGACGGAAGAUAUUGUCAGGCCGGCACCAGUGGCGGCUCCGCCGCCACCGCCACCGCCUCCCUGCCCUCCACCACCUCCGCCGCCGCCAAUGGUCCCCAUGGCGCCGGGUGAUAAUAAAAUUUCUUGCUCCUCUUUUAUUCCUCCUCCCCCCGCCGGCAUGAUGCAAGCUCCCGACGGUGCCAUGACUAUCAAACGAAAGGUACAAACGAAGUACAAAUUACCAACGCUCAAUUGGGUUGCUUUGAAACCUAAUCAAGUCCGCGGUACAAUUUUCAAUGAAUUGGACGACGAUCGGCUGCACAAUUAUAUUGAUUUUACGGACUUUGAAGAACGAUUUAAAAUUGGUAUGAGCGGUCAUGUCGCCAAUGGUACUAAUGAAAUUGAUGGGUUACAAAGUUUCCCUAGUAAACGAUUUAAAAAACCGGAAAAUGUGUCUUUACUUGAACAUACUAGAUUACGAAAUAUUGCAAUAUCGAGAAGAAAAAUGGAAAUGCCAAUUGAAAAAGUAAUAACAGCAGUGAAUGCGUUAGAUUUAAAAAUUCUUUCUCUGGAAAAUGUUGAAUUAUUACAACGUAUGGUACCUACGGAACAAGAAAUAAAGGCUUACCGAGAGUAUAUAAUCGAGAAGAAAAAUGUAAAUUUAUUAACAGAAGAAGACAAAUUUUUGAUGCAGUUAGGAAAAGUAGAGCGAAUAUCAACAAAGUUACAAAUAAUGAAUUACAUUGGAAAUUUUUUCGACAAUUUACAUUUAAUAACGCCUCAAGUACACGCUGUGAUAUCUGCCUCAAGUUCAGUAAAAUGUUCAAAAAAAUUGCGAGCUGUCCUGGAAAUAAUUCUAGCAUUUGGAAACUACCUGAACAGCAGCAAGCGAGGUCCUGCAUACGGAUUCAAGCUUCAAAGUUUAGACACGCUUUUGGACACCAAGUCGACUGACAAGCGGAUGUGCUUGCUGCACUACAUAGUAGCUACCAUAAGACUUAAAUUUCCAGAGCUGAUAAAUUUCGAGUCCGAGCUGAUGUAUAUUGACAAGGCUGCUACUGUGUCGCUGGAAAAUAUAACGACUGACGUGCAUGAGUUGGAGAAAGGAAUGGAUCAGGUGCGCAAGGAAUUUGAAUUGAGGGGCAAGGAGAAGCAUAAUACAGUUUUAAGAGAUUUUUUGAAUAAUUCAGAGGAAAAAUUAAGACGAUUAAAAUCAGACGCACGAAUCGCAGGCGAUGCAUUCCGUGAGUGUGUUGAAUUUUUCGGCGAAAGUCCAAGACAAGCUGAUGCCAACACAUUCUUUUCGUUGCUUGUUAGGUUUGCAAGAGCCUUUAAGGCAGCAGAUCAAGAAAAUGAGCAGAGACGCAGGCUAGAAGCAGCAGCCGCAGAAGCUCUCAGUACUUCUGAAGAAGUAACUAAGCGCAACAAAUUGAAUCAAAAGAAACAGCAGGAUGCUGUAAUAAAUGAAUUGAAAAAUAAAACACGUUUAGUACAUGAGAAAAAAUUGUUGCAACAAGAUGAAGUGUAUAAUGGUGCGCUAGAAGAUAUUUUACUUGGUCUAAGAUCAGAACCUUAUCGUCGAGCUGAUGCAGUACGUCGUAGUCAACGUCGACGUAUUGAUAAUCAUAGAUUAUCGCGUACUGCUGAGGAACUUGAAUUUUAAUUUUUUAUUUUACUUAUUAAAAAAGGUAAACGUCCAUUGUGUGAUGCACAAAUUUUUUUUUCAAAUAUAUAUUUUU